Fusarium coffeatum is the source of this 3003-nucleotide messenger RNA. RefSeq lists its product as uncharacterized. The record is from RefSeq and is a predicted model, not a curated record. The transcript has a single exon. Lineage: Eukaryota; Fungi; Ascomycota; Sordariomycetes; Hypocreales; Nectriaceae. The coding region runs from base 1 to 3003 and encodes 1000 amino acids.
AUGCGCUCUGUCUCUGCACUUCUAGCCCUGGCCGUUGCGGGUUCGUUCGAACUUGCGGCGGCAGGCAACUGCAAGCCUUCUUCUCCUCUUCAAACCGAUGAGACAGCACAGUCUUCUCCGAUCGCCACUGGAACCGCAACAAGAUCGCUACCUUCUUCGCAAACUACCGAAGGCCCCGUAAUCAUCACAAAUGCCGUGACUAACGGCGGCUUUGGAGGCUACGAUCCUUCUGCCGAUGGUGGCAUCUACGCCUUCCAGGCUGGCGGCAAUGCCAAACUCCUCCAAGGCCCUGGAUACCCAGGCCAAUCUGACGAGAGGAACUGUGUACAACUCAAGACGGGCCUUACCCGAAAGCGACAGACACCCCCCGAGAACCCUUGGAUUCAACAGCAGCUUCAGGAUAUGGAGCCUAGUGACUACACCGUUCGCUUCUGGUACGCUAUCGUACAGAACUCUGUCGCUGAUACAUGUCGCAUCGAAGGAUACUACGGUGGUGAACAGUUUGGAGCCACGCCUUACUUCCCUGUUGUCAGCGACGCGGGUGACAAGUGGUUGGAGUUUGUUGACAACAUGGCUGUCACGACAAACAGCGGAAUGAUUCGAUUUGAGCUUGUUUGUGUCAACGGGGGCUCUGCUGAGGCUUACUUUGACCAGGUCUUUGUGUCCAACAAGAUCGGCGAUGAGUGGGUUGAUGGUAUCUCGCUGUUCUUCCCUACUUCCAAGCACGCUGCCACCGUUGGCCCUGCCGAGACCAGCACUGCUCUCCCUGUUGACACUGCCGUGACUAGCAGCGAUAACACCGAAACAUCUGAAGCCCCUACAACUCACCCUUCGGAGGCACCUACCACCACAGACGAAGCUUCAGCAACAGCUAAGACCACCGAGGCCGCGCCUACUGCUACGACAUCUUCCGCUCCUAUUGAUGAAGACAAAGACACUCCUUCUGGCCCCAAAGUCUGCGUCAAACUCGGAGCCGGUGCUGCUGGUCGAGGUUGCGCUAAGCGUCCAUACAGCAGCAAGCAAGGAUACAAGCGAUUCGGCGGAAGCAAGAUCACCAAAGAGCAGUGCGCCGCCCUCUGUCUCGCCGAUUCCCAAUGUAUGAGUUUCGAGUGGCUCUACUGGGGCAGCGGCUGCUCAAACUCAUGUAACCUUUUCACUGCCGAGUUAGGCGACAUUCCUACCAAUGGUGGUUCCGAUUCCGCCUGGGCCUACGACCGAAGCUGUAUCCACGAGGAUGAGUGCGUCGAACAGCCAGCCGGUACCGUCUGUGUCAACGUCAACGCCGAUACCCCUGCCAAGGCCUGCACCCAUUUCCAAGGUGUUGCCAAGGCGUGCGCGAAGCCCUUCCUCACAGCUCCCACCAACGGACUUUGCGGUCUGACAAACGAGUGUCGAGACCUUUGCGCCAAGUACCCUUCUUGCAAAUCCUACUCGGCUACCUUUGGUCGUUGCAGUCUAUACGAUGCUAGAUCGUCUGAGGUGGCGGAACCUGCGGAUGCGUACAGCUUCUUUUACGAUAUGGAUUGUCAUGCCUGUGGAGCGGGCAACGCGUACUUUGAUUACAUUCCCCGUGGCCAAGAUCCGGCUACUAUGCCUGAGUGGACAUGCCCUGUUCAAGAGAAAAAGACUUCCUCGGCACUGGCCAUCUCAACGACCGCUAAGCCUGCCGAUGUCACUACUUCUAGUGUUGAUGAAAUCACCAGUGCCAGAGCUGCCCCAACUGAGAACAACAGCAUGAUCCCUACAACUACACCCAGCCCGACUACCACACUCCCACCUGCCACAGUCUCAGUCUGUCCCAAUGGCGUCCCAUCCCCCGGCUUUUGCUCCAUCAUCAACCCAGCCCCAGACAGAGCCCUUUGUGGGAAGCUCGGCUGGCCCCAGCUCACUGAUGCCUGGGGAUAUAGUGUUGAAGAUCGUCCUAACCAGCGUUCUAUUGAAGACUGUGCUGUUCUGUGCAAGGAGGAUCACGGAUGCCUGGCUUUUGGCUUCGAUGAUAGCCAGCCAACACUCAAAUGUGCGCUCAUCUCGUCAGACUUGCAAGAUGCCUCUAUUGCUGAACAGCAAUCUGGAUAUAAUGCUAUGUGGUUUGAUUUGAAGUGUAUGACUUGUACGAUGUGUGGUGAGAAGGAAGGUACUACGCCUUCACCACCUGAGUUGGGCUGCCAGCCUCUUACAGUCAACGCUGGCUGCAGAUACAAGCAAAACGGCGAGUGGCCUAUCGGUAGUAAUGGAAGAGGAGUCAGCGGCUAUACGUGUCACUCUAACGGCAAGGUCACUCUUGGGGAGCCCUUCUCAGCAGACAUCACCACCUGGCCACACCAAAAGUCCGAGAUUCAGUGUACGGAGACAUGCUUACAGCUUGAGAACUGUAAGUCCUCGGCUUACAACACAGACACCAAGCUUUGCGAGUUCUUCAGCACAUCUCUCCUCGACGCUGGAUACAGAUUCCAGGAUGGUAGCAAGAUCUGGUAUAAUGACAACGCAUGCUUUGACUGCUCUGGACUGUGCAAGGUGCCUCAGAAAGAGGACCCUGCCGGGACUGAGAGCAUGUCUCACUUCCCUCAGCCUACCGAGGCUCCUACAACUAUGAGGACCUUUACUCGUUCUGUUUUCGAAGGAGCCACCACCACUUCUGCUACCAAGACCACAUCUGCGUUGGAAGAGCCGGUCGCAACGACCUCUAGCGCCCCGCAAAACGAGCCGACAACUUGCACAGUACCCUCUGCUUCUCUUAGCGACGAUGUCACAUGUGGUGUCCCUGGUGUGAGCAACUCCGCCCAGUCCAAGACGAUGGAAGGCUAUACGGCCAAGCAGGUUGGAUCUCUUGAGAAAUGCGCCCUUGAGUGUCUGCAGCGUACAGGGUGUGAGGGCUUCCUCUUCCGAAAGAGCACUACCCUGUGCAAUGUUUUCACUGCUGGACCUGCUGGACUGGAGUUGAUUUAUAAUCCAUCAUCGGGUGAUAAGUUCUAUGAUAGGAACUGCUUCAAGUGUGUAUCUUGA